AUUAGAAAAUGUAGCUGGCUAAAUGCUUUCUAUGAUAAACCUUUUGGCAAAAAAAAGACCUUGCUCUUUCAUUGUAAACGUCUUAUGUUGUGUAGCUUAGUUGCUAGCCAAAUAGCUUUACAUUAUUUUAUUUUGUGUGAAAACUAUAGUUGCACGCCCCGGAGUAGCGCAACGGGUCUAAAGGCACUGCAUUUCGGGUGCAAGAAGUCCCUGAUUCGAAUCCAGGCAUAAUCUCAUCCGGCCGUGAUUGGGAGUCCCAUAGGGCCUCGUCCGGGUUUGGCCGUCUUUGUAAAUAAGAAUGUGUUCUUGACUGACUUGCCUAGUUAAUUUUAAAAAAUACAUACAUCUCGGGUCAAGAGUCCAUUUAUGCUUGGUCCGAAAACGCGGACGCCAUAUGGGUGGUAUGGUGUAAUUGCAAACCAGAUUGGAGGCACACAGAGGUCACAUUUAACUCUACCGCAUCGCCAUACGCCUCUUACAUUUUCGGGCUCCGCAUUAACGCAACAUCUGUCCUACAGUCCUAGCUAGCAUCCUUAUUUCUUGAAACAUAUCCAUGUCCCACCCUGGCAGCUCAAUCCAAUGAAGAUGGAAAUGUAUGUUUCCAGCAUAAGCAAACGUAAUGCCACAAAGACAGAUCUGAGUUUGUUGCUGGAGUGUCUGAAGUACCAGAUGAAAUGUCCUGCUUCACAGAAACAAGCUCUUUUCACCAUCUACUCCAUCUGUCAACAGAGAGAAGAGAAUGUUGACUUCUUCAGAGAGAUGGGAGGAGUGGUGUUUGUGUACAACCUCUCUAAAUCCAGUGUUCACUCAGAGGUCAGGGAGACUGCUCAGUUCACACUGGGAAUGCUGGCAGAGGCCAAUGUGUACUGUAAGCAGGCCCUGUGUAGGAGGGAGACAUUCAGUGAUCUGGCCGAGUGUCUGAUGCAGCAGGACAGUCCACUGACCCAGAGGAGAGUAGCCGUCUACCUGCUCUCUGUCCUCGUCGCCAACAACAGGUCUGGCCAGAAGUUCGCUCAGACCUCAGGCUGUCUGGAUAUCCUGCUGGACUUGUUCAGAACUAGUUUCCCUCUCUCUGGUGAGGCCACAGUGAGACCUGCUAACGUCACUCAGCUGUUCCAACUCUGGACCUCUGUGUCCAGUGCUCUCUGUGGCUGUGUCAACAACCCCCAGAAUGAGGAGAGCCAGCGUAUGUGUGUGUCAGCCUUCCCCCUGGUCAAGGGCUGGCUGCAGCAGCUCUCUCACCCCUACGCAGAGAUGGUUCAGCCCAUCUGCUCCUUUAUAUCCAUGACUGUUGCCAACAACCAUUUUGCUCAGGAUAGUUUUUCCACAGUCGGCGGGCUCGGAAAUCUGACACUCACUCUGAUUCGCUUAGCCUCUGAUGCCUCCCACAGCCCAUUGGCUUGUCAGCUGUCUGUCAUCAUGACCAAGACCCUGUCAGCCUGCAUCAUUGACAACCCUGUGUUGGCGUCAGGUCUGGCAGGUUAUGGUUUGGUUGCUCAGCUCCACUCCCUGCUGUCCAGCCCCAGCCUGGAGCCCCAAGACAGGCUCAUUGUCAUACUCACCCUGGGACACUGCACUGAGGCCUCUGAGGAGCACCGGUCUCAGUUCUUACAGUGUGGAGGUCUGUCCCUCAUCACUCUACUGACUGAGUCUACCAGUGAAGAGCUCAGGAAGGCUGCUGCCUUCAUACUGCAGACCUGCAAACAGGCUACUGUGUUUCUGCGCGGUGCGGUACAUGGGGAGUCUCAGGGUCAGACUGCAGAGCUGGAGCCCCCUGUGGACAUGGAGGGGUACUGGAGGUCAGCACGAGACAUGCUGCACAGGAUCAACCAGCUGGAGAGACAACAGGCUCAGGGUGGCGACAGACAGCCCAUCUCAGUAUGGAGAGCAGUUCACUAUGCAUGUAGACCUAUCAUCUCAUCAUGGUAACUUUAUUUUCUUGUGACGGGUGCUGUAGGCCUGCAUUUGCUGCAGCAUAGUCUACAGUAAUAUAAAGAAUAAAUGUACAUCUUUUGGGGGUCACCUUGUUUUUUAAUUGUAAUUACUUUUACAAUUUUGUUGCAGCUGCAGAGUCACUCAAAUAUCGUUGCUUUAAAUCAGUGCACGCCCAAGCACUCUCUUUCUCUCCAUUAACUCCAUUCAAAUUGCAUCCAAAAUAGAUAAUCAUGUUCUAGUUAAGCAAUAA
This is a messenger RNA of Oncorhynchus gorbuscha (pink salmon), 2185 nucleotides long. RefSeq names its product telomere repeats-binding bouquet formation protein 1-like. The record is from RefSeq and is a predicted model, not a curated record. The transcript has 13 exons. NCBI's taxonomy places the organism in Eukaryota, Metazoa, Chordata, Actinopteri, Salmoniformes, Salmonidae. The coding region runs from base 580 to 1929 and encodes 449 amino acids. Gene Ontology annotation, biological process: meiotic attachment of telomere to nuclear envelope; homologous chromosome pairing at meiosis.